UUUCGUCAGAGAAAAAUCGGAACAAUUUAGAGCUGUUGCAUGUGUCAUUCUAUACGAAGCGGUAAAGAUUUAUUUUUUUCAGCUUCGCAAUGAUCUAUGAAUGCAAAAAAGUUCUGAAAUAAUAAUAAACUCAGCAUAUAUUGGAAUUUAUUUCUGACACAUCUUUCAUUAAAAAUUAAUUCAUGUUUUUUAAUACAAUGGCUUCUGAAAAAUCACUCGUGUUUGCUAGAAAGCUAUGUAUUCAGCAAUAUUUGCGAUAUCAUUUAAGAAAUUAUGCAAAAUUAAUAAGGCAACAAGAUCCAGAAGAAGUAGAAAAUAUGCCCAUUUUCCAAUAUGCUACAGAAAACACCAAGCGUAAGAAGAGGGUUUAUAUGUGGGGUAAUGCCACAUUUGGAGCCUUAGGAAAAGCCAGUUUUAUCAUGCCUACUGCACAUAAGCGUCCUAUCAAAAGUAUGAGGUAUCCAUGGAGACUUCCCUUUGCAGAUUUUCACAAGAUAUUUGAUGUUUCAUGUGGAUAUGGAUUUACUGUUUUUGCUGCAACUAAUGAGGAAAAUGAUUUUACUGCUUUUGGUACAGGUUUAAAUAGUGAUGGCCAGAUUGGGUAUCAUUGUAAUAAAAAGAAGAGACUUCUUGAAACACUUGCAGAACCUGUUCCAAUAGCUCUUCCAUUAUUAAAUUCUGGUACAAAAGCAAUUAAAGUUGGAUGUGGACGUGCACAUACUAUAAUUGUUACAGAUAAAGAAGGAGUUUUCAGUCUUGGUAAUAAUAGUUAUGGUCAAUGUGGUGUUCCUGUUAAUGCAAAGGCUGAAGCUGAUAAAUUUUUAUCUAUUCAUCGCAUUGAAAGAAUUGAUGAACCUGUUUCUGAGGUUGUUUGUGGACAGGAUCAUACUCUGUUUUUAACUAUAAAUGGAAAAGUUUAUAGUUGUGGAUGGAGUGCAGAUGGCCAAACUGGUUUAGGACAUUAUAAUAACCAAUAUGAACCAGCUCUAGUCAAGGGUGACAUUGAAGGAGAAAAAAUUGUUCAGCUGUCUUGUGCAGCUGAUUGUGUUCUAGCUGUAUCAGAUAAAGGAGAUGUUUUUGGAUGGGGCAAUUCUGAAUACAGCCAAUUAAAUUCCGUAACUGAUGAGCAACAAAUAAACAUUUCAAAGAAACUAAACCUUGGCAUAGGCAAGGUUUUACAAGUUGCUUCCGGUGGAACAAUGUGUGCUGCUGUAGAUGAAUCUGGUCGAGUUCAUGUGUGGGGUUAUGGAAUUCUAGGCCAAGGGCCUAAUGUGUCAGUUUCAAAAGUACCAGUUUUGCUUCCAGAACCACUGUUUGGAUUUAACGAAUUUAACACUGAUGUUAAAGUUACUCAGCUGGCUUGUAGCUUAAGUCAUUUUGCUGCAAUAACAAACAAACAUCAUUUAUUUAUGUGGGGAAGAAAUCGAGGUGACUGUUUGGGUCUUGGUAAUCAACAUGGUGAUCAAUUUUUUCCAUACAAAGUUGCUGUGCCUGCUGAAGUUUUGAAAGUGAGUUGUGGAGUUGAUCAUACAGCAGUUCUAUGUAGAGCUUUUGCUUAGUUGUAAAUAAAUUAUUUAUUUUUA
This is a messenger RNA of Argiope bruennichi, 1583 nucleotides long. RefSeq names its product RCC1-like G exchanging factor-like protein. The coding region runs from base 183 to 1559 and encodes 458 amino acids. The transcript has 12 exons. The record is from RefSeq and is a predicted model, not a curated record. NCBI's taxonomy places the organism in Eukaryota, Metazoa, Arthropoda, Arachnida, Araneae, Araneidae.